AGGACAAUAUCCAAAGAAAGAGGGGGGACAAACGCAGGUGACAGGUGGGUUUUGUUUUUUUUGGGGGGGAGGACAGGGAGGACGGUGGACGUUCAUACAAAUCGGAGAAAAGGAGGGUUUGAAUCUCUCCAUCGGUGCUUUGAGGCAUCACACACAGCACCAUGCGAGCAGGAGAGACGCGCCCUGUGCCAUGCUGAACGACUCUCCGACGCUCCUGCUGGCUCUCACCGCGGUGGCCGGACUUCUCCAGCGAUGCCAGGGCUGGAGCGACGAGGAGGACCUCCUGCUGCCACCCAUCAACUCCUCCAACAGGUUCCUGGCCAACCUGGAGGUGGACGUGCGUUUCUCCAAGAGAUCCGUGGAGGAGAGCGAAGCCCUGCAGAGCCUGUCCCAGUGCAACGUGAGCGUCCAGAGGCUGCUGCCCACCUCGCUGGUGGCUCGAUGGGACAGCAGCUUCGGCUUCCAGUGUGAUGUGCUCAUCUACACCACCAACAACCAUGGAAGGGCUUUUUUCUCUGCCUCUUUAAACAGGGCGAUCUCCCCUGUGGUCAUCGAGCACCUGGGGGUCACUGGAGGUCAACAGGAGCUGAGGCUGUGUGUGGGUUGUGGGAUGUCAAGGUACCGGAGGUUCAGUCAGGGCAGGUCAAGGGGUCAGCAGACCGGGGAUCAGGUCACUUUCUGCUGCGUGGAUUUCAGCCUCGAUGAGCUGAAGGGGGACAAAAGUUGGAGGCUGAACAGAAAGCCCAUCGAGUCGACACUUGUGGCUUGUUUCAUGACUUUGGUCAUUAUUGUGUGGAGCGUUGCUGCUCUCAUAUGGCCAGUCCCCAUCAUUGCAGGGUUUCUGCCCAAUGGGAUGGAGCAGAGGAGACCGAGAUAAUUGAAAUAAUCUUUAAUAUAAUUAGCCUGUGCUGCCUAUACUAUAAUUGUAGCCAUUCAACUGUUCACCUGAAUGAAUGAUUGAGGAGCUUUGGAGACACUUUGACCAAAUGUUUUAGUUUUGGGUGUUCUUUAAUCCUUAUUAGAGCUCCUCGUCAUUAGGGCAACCAAGGUAAAGUAUGAUGGAUUAUACUAGCCAAUAGAAAUCUAUACUGGGACCAACACCAAUGUGUUUUGUAUACCCUUGUAGGCCUUCCUAUAGAUUAUGUCAGCGUAAACUGUGCACACUUUUCUCUUUAAACAGUGUUUGUAUAGUUUUUAAUCUUUCUAGAAAAGUUUUUGCCUUAUCCCAUGUGUAGGAUUUUUUGCACUGAAAACUGAACUUUAAAGUGUGCUGUCACAUAUAUAACCUAUAGUCUUGUUCAAAGUAAAUGUUAUAGUUUUUCCCCCAAUACGUUCUGGAAAAAUAGAUGUUGUUUCCGAUUGACAUAGAGAGGGUUUCAAUAAUUAUAUUGUUAGAUUUAUAAUGUCAAGCUCAAUAGGCGUGCUUAUUUGUAUUCAUGUUA
Messenger RNA from Anoplopoma fimbria (sablefish), 1442 nucleotides. Its product is annotated as transmembrane protein 158. The record is from RefSeq and is a predicted model, not a curated record. Lineage: Eukaryota; Metazoa; Chordata; Actinopteri; Perciformes; Anoplopomatidae. The transcript has a single exon. The coding region runs from base 191 to 877 and encodes 228 amino acids.